AUGGGAAAGAGAGCUCGAAAUCCCUCGAAGAAGUUUCAACAAGCUGUGCACUUAGAUGAUGAUGGUGAUGAUGAAGAAGCCGAUGGAGAAUAUCACGGAGAAGCUAACGAUGAUGAGGAGCAGGUUUUAGGAAAUGAGUUAGAGUUUUGUGAUGUUGAUCGGGAAAUGGAGAAUGAAUUCACUGAAGAGGAUGUGGUUGUAGGUUCAAUCUCUGGAAUGCGAUUUAGAGAUAAAGAUACUUUGUUUGCAUUCUACAAAGAACAUGCACGACUGAGAGGAUUCUCCGUCUUCAAAAGAAAUUUAAAUCAGAAGGGUGGUGACACUGCUAGGUAUAUAACCUACUGUUGUGAUAGGACUAGGAUUCGCAAAAUCAAGUUUACCACCAAGAGUAACUAUUGUAAAGCUAGGCUAGCUGCUAUUUUGGAUGAUUCUGGUUGUUGGCGCGUCUCUAAGGUUGUUCACGAUCACAAUCAUGAUUUUCUCCCAUCCGUAUCACGGCUGAUGGCUGGACAUAGGUUUGUUUGUGAUUCUUUGAAGAGGGAUCUUGUAGCUUACGAUCGAUCUGGCAUUAGACCCUCCAAGAAUAUUAGACUUACUGAGGUUCAACGUGGUGGACCGCAAAAUUUGGGUUGCACUCCAAAGGAUUGUAAAAAUUAUAUUUUGAAGAGUGGGAAUUUUGAAAUGCAAGAAGGGGACACACAGUCGCUGCUCAACUUUUUUCAUGAAAUCCAG
Messenger RNA from Nicotiana tabacum (common tobacco), 732 nucleotides. NCBI's taxonomy places the organism in Eukaryota, Viridiplantae, Streptophyta, Magnoliopsida, Solanales, Solanaceae. The record is from RefSeq and is a predicted model, not a curated record.